UUUAAAUAAAUAUCAAAGUAGAUGAUAUUGACAACUUCAAAGAAAUGUCACAAUGUGGCGGUAAUUUUUAAUUUAACCUUUGUCAAGGAGAAUUUGAAUGAGGAUAAUUAAGCAAAAAAUAUUACAUGGAAAUUGUACAUUUGCAUAUAUUAUUUGUUGUUUAUUUUAUUUUUAUAAUGUUCACUGCAGAAUAUUAUGCUCAAACUGAAAGAAAUGAGGAUAAUUAUUAUUACCUGGAUCCUGAUUAUGAAUAUUCUCAAUUAAACAAUACUACUGAAUGUGAAGAAGAAACUAGUUCUUCUUUUACAACAAAAAUAAUUACACAUACAAGUAAAAUGAUAUUUAAUUUAUUAAUAGAAUUGUUUUGUUUGAUAACCUAAAAUCUACUUAUUAUACAUUAGCGUCAGAUCAAAAAAUUAAGUGUGAUGAAGAUCAGAUAUUAUUUUAUCUUGCUAAAUUACAAGUUAUCAAUCCAGAAAGUAUAUUAUUAAUUGCUGCAUAUAAGGACAUUGAACAUCUUUGUAGGUUUGUAGGUACAUGUGAUCUUAAUGAAAUUAGAAAUUUUGUUAAAUAGAGAAUAAUACAUAAUAUAUUUAUUUUUAUUAAAGGAAAAUAGUUGAAAAUCUUGAUUCAAUUGAUAAUGUAAUGCAAACGUGUAUACCUUUGCCAGAAGAUCACUUAUACAUGCAACUUAUAGCAGGAUUAAGAGUACUCAGCAAUAAACUUUGUGUAUAUGCAAAUUAUCAAUCUGACUGUGUAGGACCAACAGAUUGGACAGAGAAUAUGGAAAUUCAUGAAUUGUGCGACCAAUUCAAAGCAAUAUCUGAUUGUUAUUAUACAUUAACUGCUGUGUUAUGUGGAAUCGAAGCAGCAAAAAUUCUCAAGGAACUUGUUGUACAAGUUAUAACUGCUGUUAUUUGGACUGAUUGUCCAAAUGUACACAUAGAUCCAGUUGUUUUAGAUCCUAUGCCAGAUAUAAAUUCCAAGUCAUUUUGUAAUACCUCUAUGAAUUUUAUUAUUGUAAUAAUACUUAUAAAUAUACUAUAAAUUACGAUAUUACUUUCGAUAUAA
Polistes dominula (European paper wasp) is the source of this 1071-nucleotide messenger RNA. RefSeq lists its product as uncharacterized. The record is from RefSeq and is a predicted model, not a curated record. Lineage: Eukaryota; Metazoa; Arthropoda; Insecta; Hymenoptera; Vespidae.